Messenger RNA from Miniopterus natalensis, 2273 nucleotides. The record is from RefSeq and is a predicted model, not a curated record. Lineage: Eukaryota; Metazoa; Chordata; Mammalia; Chiroptera; Miniopteridae.
AAAAUCCUCACCUGAGGAUAUGCUUCUUUUUUCAUUUAUGAGAGAGAUCGAUCACUUGCCUCCUGUACAAGUCCUGAACAGGGAUGGAACCUAAAACCUGGGGCGGAGGCACCAAGACCUCAGGGACUUCUUUCAGUGCUCACAGAAACCUCCUACACCCUGGUGAUGGCACAUUGGGACUGUUUUCUUGCUCUAAGUCUGAAUGACUGCCAAAAAGGAAGGCAAAAGUAGAGCAGUUGGAUCUCUGACUCUGCCCAUAGCAUCUAAUCUCAGACUGAGAUUAAACUCCUUUCUGAGCCCAAGGACAUAGCUCACUUGAACAAAUGAUUUUGAGUCAUGAGUGAAAAAUCUUGCUCUUUCCAGAGUGAGAAAGAAUUACGAGAUGGACAGGUUGAUAGUGUGUCUGCUGGGAACUCUCCACCAUAUGACAAGGACAACAGUGCUCUUCUGGCUUUCAGAGGAAUUCAUAUCUCGGAUUUGAAGAACCACAGCGUCCUCCGGUCCCUGACAACAGAAGCUAAUGGAUGGGCAACAGGCGUUGUGAGCCCAGAGGUGCUCAGAGCCCAAGAAGAAUGGGAAGCUGUGAACAGCAUCCAGCCAGAGACAGGGAACCAGACCAGCUCAGACCAGCCUGGGCAGCUGAUCUCCUUCAGUGAAGCCCUGCAACAUUUCCAGACUGUAGACCUCUCCUCCUUCAAGAAAAGAAUCCAGCCAACAAUUCGAAGGACUGGGCUUGCUGCCCUCCGGCACUGCCUCUUCGGUCCUCCAAAGCUCCACCAGGGUCUCCGUGAAGAAAGGGACUUGGUCCUCACUAUUGCUCAGUGUGGCCUGGAUAGCCAAGACCCAGUGCAUGGCCGAGUCCUCCAGACCAUCUAUAAGAAGCUGACUGGCUCCAAGUUUGACUGUGCCCUCCAAGGAGAUCACUGGGAAGAUCUGGGCUUUCAGGGAGCAAAUCCAGCUACAGACCUGAGAGGAGCAGGCUUCCUUGCCCUACUGCAUCUGCUGUACCUGGUGAUGGACUCAAAGACCUUGCUGAUGGCCCAGGAGAUUUUCCACCUGUCUCAUCACCAUAUCCAGCAAUUCCCCUUCUGUUUGAUGUCCGUGAAUAUCACCCGCAUUGCAAUCCAGGCCUUAAGAGAGGAGUGUCUCUCCAGGGAGUGCAAUCGGCAGCAGAAGGUGAUCCCAGUGGUGAACAGCUUCUAUGCCGCCACUUUCCUCCACCUCGCUCAUGUCUGGAGGACGCAGCAGAAGACCAUCUUAGAUUCAGGCUUUGUCCUCAAAGACUUGGAAGUGUUGGCCAAGAAGAGCCCAAGGCGGCUGCUCAAGACCCUGGAGAUCUACUUGGCUGGAGUAUCGAAGGCACAGACCUUGCUGGGAGCACAGAAGUGCUGUGAGGCACCAGCCCCUCACUCCAAGGAUCUCACCUUCACAGGCGUGUGUGACCUGCCGCCACCCUCAUCUGAAGGCACAUGGCUGGUCUGAUCAUCCAAGGCUGACUGAUAGACUGAAGGGCUGGGCCACAGGGGUUUCAGAGGGCACAUGGCAAAUGUGUCCAGAACACCGUGGCUGGGCCAAGCCCCUUCACACCUCAGCAGAAGGGACGUAGGAAGCUCCUGGGCCUGGUCUGGGGAACCAAGGAUCCUCAUCCUCAUGAGACAUUGGGAGCAGUUAGACUUGACCCACUCUCUGCAGAUCUGCCUCCAGAGCAAGAACUUUGCUGUCAUCUUAGCUGGGCUAUAGCUCACCAAGUUGGGCUCCAGGUUAUCUUGAUGAGAGUGAAUAGAUUGUGAGGUGGGAGAGUCCCAUCAGGAUGUUCCACAAUGCCCCCACAUUGAAGGACAUUCCCAAGUAGGGCUUUCAGGCCCCUGGUGGUCCUAAGACAGGGACCAGACAGGGACAUAUAGUAGAAUUUGAAGGGAUAUGAUAGCAGUGGCAGCAGCCAACAGGGGGCAGCAUGAACCAGAGCAAGAUACCUGAGGCCGCAGCUGGGACUGCCUUCCUCUCCUCCACCCACCAGGCCAGUAUCAGGGCCCCUGUGGGGUUUCUGGCCUUGUGUUUAUCCCACUCUCAUCUCUCUAGUCUCUCCUCCCCCGUGUAUGAUACAGAACAGGGCCUUGGGCUAUGUCUCCAUUGCUGCCGACCUAACUGCCUACCAGCUGGGCUUCCCCCAUGGAGGCCGUGCAGUUCCCAUCAGAUGUUUUUCUAGCCUGGUUGAGGGAAGGAGGAAAUUCACUCAUCAGCAGUUAUUGAAUAAAAUAAUCGUUCUGGGUUAA